This is a messenger RNA of Gekko japonicus, 3482 nucleotides long. It is a transcript of the gene GTF2H4, whose product is annotated as general transcription factor IIH subunit 4. Gene Ontology annotation, biological process: nucleotide-excision repair. The coding region runs from base 126 to 1508 and encodes 460 amino acids. Gene Ontology annotation, molecular function: double-stranded DNA binding; ATPase activator activity. NCBI's taxonomy places the organism in Eukaryota, Metazoa, Chordata, Lepidosauria, Squamata, Gekkonidae. The record is from RefSeq and is a predicted model, not a curated record. The transcript has 14 exons. Gene Ontology annotation, cellular component: transcription factor TFIIH holo complex; transcription factor TFIIH core complex.
GAAGGCCAUAAGAGUUCGAAGACUGGAAGAUGCAAGCCCGUAUCCAUAAAACUCUCCUCCGGCACCACGUUUCAAAUGAUCAGAGUCCCUUACCUAUACCUACCUUCUUUGGCCUGUAGACUGUUAUGGACUCUGUGAUGAAGCUUCAGAGAGUGCAGCUGAAAUGCAAGAACCUUCAUGAAUUCCUGCGGGGCCUUAGCCCAGGGAUUUUAGACCGCCUGUACAAUCAUCCUGCCACCUGCUUAGCAGUCUUCCGUGAGCUGCCAGGAUUGGCUAAGAAUUAUGUCAUGCGAAUGCUCUUCCUGGGACAGCCCCUCCCUCAAGCAGCUGUGGCAUCAUGGGUAAAGAAGGAAUAUGUCAAGGAGCAGGACGAAAGCUCAGAUAUCUUGUUGGGGCUGCGACUCUGGCACACGCAGUUGCUGCCAGGGGGUCUCCAAGGGAUCAUCUUGAACCCCAUCUUCAAGGAGAACUUGCGCAUCGCUCUGCUAGGAGGAGGCAAGGCCUGGUCUGAUGACACCAGCCAGCUGGGCCCAGACAAACAUGCCCGAGAUGUCCCAUCCCUUGACAAGUAUGCUGAGGAGAGGUGGGAGGUCAUCCUGCACUUUAUGGUGGGCUCUCCAAGUGCAGCAGUGAGUCAAGACUUAGCUCAGCUGCUCAUUGAAGCUGGGCUGAUGAAGAGUAGUGAGCCUGGAGAACCACCUUGCAUCACGUCUUCCGGCUUCCAGUUCCUGCUGCUGGACACCUCGUCUCAGCUCUGGUACUUCAUGCUGCAAUAUCUCCAGUCAGCGGAGACCCGGGGCAUGGAUCUGGUGGAGAUCCUUUCCUUCCUCUUUCAGCUCAGCUUCUCCACUCUUGGCAAGGAUUAUUCUGUGGAAGGGAUGAGUGACUCUCUGCUGAAUUUCCUUCAGCAUCUUCGGGAGUUUGGCCUGGUCUUUCAGAGGAAGAGGAAAUCCAGGCGUUACUACCCCACCCGCCUGGCCAUCAACCUUUCCUCUGGCAUCUCAGGCACCUCAGUGGACACCCACAACCAGGGCUUCAUUGUUGUGGAGACGAACUACAGGAUUUAUGCAUACACAGACUCUGAGUUGCAGAUCGCCCUCAUCGCCCUCUUCUCAGAAAUGCUGUAUCGUUUCCCCAAUUUGGUGGUGGCUCAGGUCACCCGGGAGAGUGUGCAGCAGGCCAUUGCCAAUGGCAUCACAGCGGAUCAGAUCAUUCACUUCCUGCGUACCAGAGCCCACUCCGUGAUGCUAAAACAGACCCCAGUGCUGCCCCCCACCAUCACAGAUCAGAUCCGACUGUGGGAAUUGGAACGGGAUCGGCUGCGCUUCUCUGAGGGUGUCCUCUACAACCAGUUCCUGUCCCAAGUUGAUUUUGAGCUACUGCGCGAUCAUGCCAGGGAGCUCGGGGUGCUUGUCUUUGAGAACCCAUCCAGACGUCUCAUGGUGGUGACUCCUGCUGGCCACUCGGAUGUCAAGCGGUUCUGGAAGCGGCAGAAACACAGUUCCUGAGGAGAGUGAUAGAGUUCAGAACUUCUCUCUUCUCCCCCUUGGUACUACAUGGUAGUAGAGUGGGGUGUCAUUUGCUGCAUCCCUCCCUCAUAACUUUGGGUGAACAUCCUAAAGGAGUUUGCUAACCGAGAAGAAGGCAUACUGGGGGUUGCCUGGUGACUCCUGUUCAGGUGUGAAGAGGAGAAGAGCUGUUGGAAGAUGGAAAACCCUGGAAGUUACAGUUCAUGCAGUGGAAUAGUUAAAACUUCAUCACCUGUCAGCGAUUCUUCCUGGCAGGAGGGUGUUGAAAUGGGGCUAGUUUUGUUAUGGAACAGGUCUGUGCCUAAAAUGUUGAGAUAGUUUGUAGGCACCAUGUCCUGUUCCUUAGAGGACCCACACCAGUGUGUGCGUGUGUGAGAGAGAGACACACAAAGAGUUGAUAGGCAGGUUACUUUAAAACAUCAGUGAGAGAGUGAAAUGCCAGUGUCCUGUGGAUGUUUAGCAUACUGCAUGCUGUGGAAGUAGGUGGAAGAUGCACUGUUGUCUUUAAUCAGUGACAAGGUCUGUGUAGCCCACCUUCCCCCCAGCUCCACCGAGAUACCUCCUUUUAGUAAGUGAGGUAAGAUUCAAGGGCUGUUCUACCCACAUGUGACAAACAUCAACCUUAUUUGGGUUCUGCCUUGUUUUUUUGUGUGAGGGUGUGCACAAGGGAGAAUGUCUAUAACAUCACACAUACCUUUGGAAAGUCAGCAAGUCCACUGGGUCCUAGGACUGCCUCUCCAUGCUGAUGGAUAAAAAUACCUGUUGAUUUUGUGCCUGUUAGGCAACUGGCACAGGGAAAGUUCUUACUGGUCCUGUGUUCCGUAGAGUUUUUUCUCAGUAUUGUGUGGGAAGGGCAAAUCUCCGCUGGUCCAUAAGCACAGCUGGAGUGAUCCGCAGAGGCCUACGACCAGGAGCACAGAAGUUGCACCAACCUUCUCAGCCUCUUUCCUAGGUUCCUAGUCCAGACAUAGUGAGUAAUGAAGCACUGCAACCCUCUUGCUCUCCUCUCUUAAGCCGGAAAAGAUCAAAGCACUGCAACGAAGCCACUGUCCACCACUCAUCUUGAGGAUAAGACAGAGGGACUAGGACUGUAAAUAAGGAGUCAGUGUUAUUUUUAGCCCCUUGGCUAAGAUGGAACUGAAAGAGGCUAAUGCCAGUUGAAUGGAAAUUGAUAGGCAGCGUGAGACUCCAAUAAAUUUGGGGAAAUGGGACAGGAUCCAAUGAGAGCCUAAUGGUAAAUAAGCCUUUUUUCUGUUUGUUUUAUUGAAACAGAAGUAUGAAUACAUGCUUCACCUGGAAGGCAUUUGUAGAGCAUGGGGGUCUAGAAAGAAGCAGUGGUGGUUCUUCACAGUGCCAAUGGCCAAAAGAGCUUGGUAGCUGGGAGUGUUGCAAGAGCUACCUGGUGCCCCAAACUCAGGACUGACCCUGGGGUAGUUAGAAGAAGUGCCGGACUAACUGUGUUCGCUUCCCUGUUGAGCCAUAAAGCUCGCAAAGUAGCACCAUUUCUCAGCCUAACCUACCUCACAGGGUUGUUGUGAGGAUAAAAUAGGGGGGGACCACAUAUACUGCCCUGAGCCCCUUACAGUAAGGGUGGGAUAAAAAUUAAAAGAGCAGAUGGUGAAGUGUGCCCUUUGACGUUAGGUGUGUGACAAAGCCAUGUCCAGUAACCAAUCAGGAGAGUGUGAGGGAAAUGGAUGGUUGAAGCAGACAGUUAAACUGCCAGAUAGGGCUGGGUAAAAAGAAACAGUCAGAUGGAGUUUAGGUCCUUAUCUCAAAAUUACUCACACUAAGGAGGGAAUUCAAAGGGCUUUUCUUUGGAUAAGGGAAAAUCGUAAACCCAUCCUGAUUGUCAGGGUCUUAAGUGUGAUGCUCUGGCUGAAAGCCAGGUUUGAAGGCAGCAGCUGAAUUUUUAAAUAAAAUCUUGUGUCUUAACUUGUAUAAUAAUGCCCCUAU